AUGUUUACUUCUAGAAGAUUUCUAUCUACCACUAGGCAAUUGUCUAAAAUUAAGGUUAAAACACCUAUCGUCGAAUUAGACGGUGAUGAAAUGACAAGAAUCAUUUGGGCUAAGAUUAAAGAUAAAUUGAUUUUACCAUAUUUAGAUGUCGAUUUGAAAUAUUAUGACUUGUCUGUCACAUCUCGUGACCAAACUGAAGAUCAAAUCACUAAAGAUGCUGCACAUGCAAUUAAACAAUAUGGUGUCGGUGUCAAAUGUGCUACUAUUACUCCUGAUGAGGCUCGUGUUAAAGAAUUCAAUCUAUCUAAGAUGUGGAAAUCCCCAAAUGGUACUAUCAGAAACAUCCUGGGUGGUACUGUCUUUAGAGAACCAAUUGUGAUCCCAAGGAUUCCAAUAUUAGUCUCUGGAUGGAAAAAACCAAUUAUCAUUGGUAGACACGCUUAUGGUGAUCAGUAUAGAGCCACUGAUCUUGUAGUUCCAGACGCAGGUAAAUUAGAAUUAGUUUACUCAAAUGAAAAGACUGGAGAAAAGGAGACUUUGAAUAUUUUCGAUUAUAAAGGCCCCGGUGUCGGUUUAGCUAUGUACAACACAGAUGAAAGUAUCUCAGGGUUUGCCCAUUCUUCAUUCAAAUUGGCUAUAGCUAAGAAAAUGAAUCUUUUCUUCUCUACCAAAAAUACUGUUUUAAAGAAAUAUGAUGGUAGAUUCAAAGAUAUCUUCCAGGAAAUUUAUGAAUCCACAUAUAAGUCCAAAUUUGAAGAAUUGAGCAUUAAUUACGAACAUCGUUUAAUUGAUGACAUGGUGGCACAGAUGCUCAAGUCAAAAGGUGGUUUCAUUAUGGCGUUGAAAAAUUAUGAUGGUGAUGUUCUAUCCGACAUUGUAGCACAAGGUUUCGGUUCUCUUGGUUUGAUGACCUCUGUUCUUGUUACACCAGAUGGUAAGACUUUUGAAUCUGAGGCUGCCCAUGGUACAGUUACAAGACAUUACAGAAAAUACCAAAAGGGUGAAGAGACUUCUACAAAUUCAAUCGCAUCUAUCUUUGCUUGGACUCGUGGUAUCGCUAAGAGGGGUGAAUUGGAUGGUACUCCAGAUGUUGUCAGAUUUGCUAAUAUUUUAGAAUCUGCCACCCUAAAUACAGUUCAAGAAGAUGGUAUUAUGACCAAAGAUUUGGCUUUAACUUUAGGCAAGACUGAUAGAUCUUCUUACGUUAACACCGAUGAAUUUUUAGACGCUGUUGAAAAGAGAUUACAAAAGGAAAUUAAAUCCGUUGAGUAA
Messenger RNA from Arxiozyma heterogenica, 1272 nucleotides. It is a transcript of the gene IDP1, whose product is annotated as isocitrate dehydrogenase (NADP(+)) IDP1. The coding region runs from base 1 to 1272 and encodes 423 amino acids. The transcript has a single exon. Gene Ontology annotation, cellular component: mitochondrion. Gene Ontology annotation, biological process: NADP+ metabolic process; isocitrate metabolic process. The record is from RefSeq and is a predicted model, not a curated record. NCBI's taxonomy places the organism in Eukaryota, Fungi, Ascomycota, Saccharomycetes, Saccharomycetales, Saccharomycetaceae. Gene Ontology annotation, molecular function: NAD binding; isocitrate dehydrogenase (NADP+) activity; magnesium ion binding.